Molecule: messenger RNA, 2636 nt
Organism: Lycium ferocissimum
Lineage: Eukaryota; Viridiplantae; Streptophyta; Magnoliopsida; Solanales; Solanaceae
Product: cytochrome P450 93A3-like
Exons: 2
Coding region: 1005-2552 (515 amino acids)
Cellular component (GO): membrane
Molecular function (GO): oxidoreductase activity, acting on paired donors, with incorporation or reduction of molecular oxygen, NAD(P)H as one donor, and incorporation of one atom of oxygen; heme binding; iron ion binding
Source: RefSeq, a predicted model, not a curated record
GAUUUACAGCCGGCGAGGUGACGGAGAUGCGGUGGUUUUGGUUUAUUCAUUGGCGGAUCUGUUAGCGAGAAAAAUGGUUAUAGGAUGUGUAAAAUAUCAUCUAGCAACUUUCAAUUUUUUUUUUCAUAUAAAAAUUACAUUUUGAAAAAGGAAUAGAGGAUAAAAAUGUUUUUGGUAGAUGAAUAUAAAAAAUGAUGAGGCCAAUGAUGAGGAUAUGAUGUCGCAUUAAUUUUUCUGAUGAGUCAUCCAUGUCAGACCGAGUGAGGAACACGCAGUGACAGAGGGGCUUAAAAUGCUUAUUUUUUAAGGGUAGAGGCAUUUAGUUGGCAAACUCGUAAAGUACGAACACUGGCAUAACAAAAUUGGAUAAGUACAGGGGCAUCCCAGGCUAUUCCGCCUAAAUUAAAAUAUGAAUAAGAGAAGAUUUUGUUGAUUUGUGGGGACCAUGUCUACAUGACAUGAAAAAUUGAUUUAUUUUGCCAUGUCAAAUCUAUUUUAUGAUGAUAAAUUUGAUUGAGUGAUUUUAUAUGAGAAAAGCCGUGAGCGAUUUUAUGAUACAAAAUAAAGUUGAAUGACUUUACCACAUAAUUUCUUAUAGUUGAGUGAUCUUUUGAGAUAUUUACUCCAGAAUAAUGUACAUCCUAGGUUUGAGUGAUCUUCCACUAUAAUAAUGCUGCACAUUAUCGGUUUCUUCACUUGUUCCAUCUGCUUGACUGUUUCUGUAAUAGAAUGAUCCAGGAUCUUGGCUUAACCCACGAAAACAAGGUAUCUUCUUUUGCUUCUUAUUUAUGUGGGACUUUGGGAUUAGUAAAAUGCUUGGCUUGAACCAUGAAAACAAGAUGAUAUAUUAUCUAGGAAUAUCAGACUCAAACUAGAAUGUGUCAAAAGGCAUUGGCAAGUAAAUAAGAUAUACAAGGUUAUGGAAAAUAAAUGACAUCACCUAUAUCACUGCUUAAAUAGCUGGCUGCACAAGUUAGUCUUCCAGUAAGCAGCAAGCUAAUCAGAUGAUGGCAGAGAUGAAUAGCUACAUCAUUCUAUUCCUCUCAUGGCUCAUCCCGACGAUCUUGCUUCGAGCUUUGUUCAGAAAGCGUCCCACUUGUCGCCUUCCUCCAGGUCCCUUUGCUCUUCCAAUCAUAGGCCACUUCCAUGUCCUCGCUCCGUUGCUUCACCAAUCAUUUCAGAAGCUCUCUGAUAAAUAUGGACCCUUGAUGCUCCUAUGGUUUGGUUCUGUACCGUGUGCAGUUGUUUCUUCGCCAGAAAUGGCCAAAGAAUUCCUCAAAACUCACGAGACAUCCUUCUCUGAUCGACCUCUAACAGCAACUAUUGAUUAUCUAACUUAUGGCUCACAGGGUUUCGCAUUUGCACCAUAUGGACCUUACUGGAGGUUUAUGAAGAAACUAUGCAUGACUGAACUCCUUGGUGGAAAAACACUGCAACUGUUGCAUCCUGUUAGAAGUCAGGAAAUAAACAAGUUCAUUGAAUUACUGUUAAUCAAGGCCAAAGCAGGGGAAACAGUAGAUGUUGGACGUGAACUUGUAAUGUUGACAAAUAAUGUGAUUUCAAGAAUGGCUACGAGUACGAGGUGCUCUGGGACUGAAGAUGAAGCUGGGAAUAUAAGGAAACUCAGUCAAGAGGCAACUGAGCUGAUUGGAAAGUUCAAUCCAUCAGAUUAUAUUAAAUUUUUAAAGAACGUAGAUUUGCACGGAUAUGGGAAGAAGCUCAAGGAUGUUUGCAACAGGAUCGAUAUGGUGAUGGAAAGAACAAUAAUUGAACACCAAGAGGCGAACAUAAAGAGGAACGGAUCAGGUGAAGUAAUAAAAGAUCUGCUUGAUAUUUUACUUGAUAUAUCUGAAGACGAGAGCUCAGAGAGAAAACUGACAAGAGAGAAUAUCAAGGCUUUCAUCCAGGACUUAUUUGUUGCUGGAACCGAUACAUCAGCUGUUACUAUAGAGUGGGUGAUGGCCGCGCUAAUCAACCAUCCAAACAUUAUGCAGAAAGCAGCACAAGAAAUUGAUUCUGUUAUUGGGAAGAGCCGACUCGUGGAAGAAUCAGAUAUUGAAGACCUACCUUACCUUCAAGCCAUCUUGAAGGAAACUAUGAGACUUCAUCCCACCAUACCACUGAUUGUUAGAGCAUCAAAUGAAGACUGUAGUGUCGGAGGAUACCACAUACCGGCAAAGUCCACACUAAUGGUUAACGUUUGGGCUAUUAAUAGGGAUCCAAAAUAUUGGGAAAAUCCACUUGAAUUUAAACCAGAAAGGUUCCUGAAUGAAGAUGGAAGCACUAAAACUCAACUUGACUUGAGGGGACAACAUUACCAGUUUUUGCCAUUUGGGAGCGGGAGAAGAGGUUGCCCUGGAAUAACAUUAGCAUUACAAGUAAUUUUAACAACCCUUGCUGCCAUGAUUCAGUGCUUUGAAUGGAGACUUAGUGACAAAGAUACUGGAAAAAUUGACAUGGAAGCGAGACCUGGGAUCACCCUUCGCAUAGCUAAUACUCUAAAUUGUGUUCCAGUAGCGAGACUUCGUCCAUUUCCAACUAUGUCUACUUAAAGAGGCUAGACCAGCAUGCGCCUAUGUAACCAAAUCAUUUCUAUUUGGGUGGUUAAAACUCUUCAUACAAGUAGUAUAUAUGUA